GAAUGUCUAGGCCCCUCUCGCCCUCUCCCUCCCUAUUCCCUUUUAAAACACCUUUCGAUCGCUGCUCAUUAGGCCCUUUUACACAACAAUACCAGCUUCUGUUUACUUCCCUCUAUAGCCCUCUAUCUCAAAUUUAUAAUUCUUUCACUGGAUAAUAUAAUCAAGAAAACUUUUCAUUUCUACGCCCCAAGCUCGUGAAGAAAAUUCCAUCUAAAUGACUCCAAUGAUCCUUAAUUCGUCACCUAUCGUUCUCGAGAGAAAUGAAGAACACGAUGAUCAACACCCCUUGCUAUCUGGUGCAAACCAUCAAAUUGCUUCAUCGUCUUCACUCUCAUGCCAUUAUUUCUUCAACCCAACUCUAGAUCAAGCGAAAUUUUAUCGCCAUGAAUUCUACCGGCCUCAGCAGCAUCAAAAGGAUGUUAAUUACGCCUAUGAUAGUGGUCAUAAAUUAACUCUUUGGAAGAAAGAAAAUCCAUCUGAAAGUGUACUGGAGAAUAAUAAUAGUCCUGUUAAGUGGAUGUCUUCGAAGAUGAGAUUGAUGCACAAGAUGCAGAAUUCGGAUCGUGUUAGUCUAAAAAUAACUAAUAAUGAAACAAAAAAGUUAGAAAAUCGUCAGAAGCAGACAUCCUCUUCUUUGGAAACUGAUUUAAGCAGAAACAGUUCUUCAAACAAUAAUAACCCAAUUAGGGUUUGUGCUGAUUGUAACACAACCAAGACCCCCCUUUGGAGAAGUGGUCCCAAAGGUCCUAAGUCUCUUUGCAACGCCUGUGGGAUUAGGCAAAGAAAGGCGAGGCGAGCCAUGGCUGCAGCAUCAGCUGAUGAUGCUAAUGGGAUGGCCAUUACGACUGAACCAUCGCCAAAGAAGAUCAAGGUGCACCACAAAGACAAGAUUAGCAAAAAUAGACACGCAGCACAUUUGAAAAAGCAUUGUAAAAUCACUGCUGGACCAUCCAAUGAUAAGAAGAAACUCGGCUUUGAGGAUUUCUUGAUAAAUUUGAGCAAGAAUUCGGCCUUUAACCAAGUAUUUCCACAAGAUGAGAAGGACGCUGCAAUCCUGCUAAUGGCUUUAUCUUCUGGUCUUGUCCCCGGUUGAUUCGAUUUCUACAAAAAUCAGAGUGUCUUUUUUUUUUUUAAAUUUAGCUAAAUGUACUAGGAUUAAUUAGAAUUAGAAGAACGAAUGUGUGAGAAUGAGUGAGAUUAUUUUGUAAUAAUUUAAUUAAAAAAAAAAAGCAUAGUAAAUUUGUGUGGCAAUCUUGUAAAAGUUUUGAUGGAUUUGAACAAGUUGGUAACUUGGAUCUCUUGUUCAAUAUCCAUUCCAUCAGUUAAUGCUAUCAAACUAAAUCAAUUAAGACUUUUUUCUGCUA
Molecule: messenger RNA, 1364 nt
Organism: Olea europaea var. sylvestris
Lineage: Eukaryota; Viridiplantae; Streptophyta; Magnoliopsida; Lamiales; Oleaceae
Product: GATA transcription factor 21-like
Exons: 3
Coding region: 215-1093 (292 amino acids)
Biological process (GO): regulation of DNA-templated transcription
Molecular function (GO): zinc ion binding; sequence-specific DNA binding
Source: RefSeq, a predicted model, not a curated record